AUGAGGUAAAUUGUUUUGCUCAUUUUUUCUUUUGCUCUUUCUUUGGCUGAUACAUGUUUUAACGAUUGCGCUACAUGUGAUAGCUAAAACGUUUGUCUAUCAUGUAGCGGUGAUAAUGAAAUAGUUAACAGUUAUUAAACUGCAUGCAUUUGUUAAAAUAAUUACUAUGCAACUGAACUUGAUCCUAUUGUUUGUAAACCGAUGGCAGUAGAUUAAGCAAGUGAUUAAUGCGAAUAAGAAAUAAAUCUUAAUGUUGCUAACUUUGAUAUAAUUGUUAAUAGCUUUUAUUUAACUUAAGAAAAUCCUGCUAAUGAUUCUUAACAAAAUUAUGUUGUUUUUUAAAUAAAAAUAGACUCUGAACACUCUUAAUUCAAUUCUUAUAAUUGUAGAUCUUAUUUAUAUACCUAUAUUUAAUACAGUCCUAGUAAUUUAAAUGGGUCUGACGAAGAUUCUAACUAUACAAUGCUGAUACCUGUACUUAAUAACGAAUAAUCAUAUGUUAGUUAGCUUAUUGGAGGUUAGCAAGGAGAUUAAAAUAUUUAAAUUCCUCUUAAUGAUAUCUACACGCUUGCUCAUGUUUAGCAAAUAAGCGAUGAUAAUUCUUAAAUAGUAUAAUAGAUGUGGUUUAGAGUAUUGAUAGGAUCUGAACACACUAUUUUUAGAUCUCAUCGCUGGAUUACAUAUAUAUUUACUAAUAGGGAUUAAGUACAGUUUUUUAAUUCUAAUGUGGAUACAAAAUCAACAUAAGGAUGCUAACCUGGAAUGAAUUGUAUAAUUAUACCUGAUUUAGAUGUAACUGGUAAUGAGUAUUAAUCAGAUUGGACUACAUUGGUGAAUGAUAAAAUUUAUAUAAUUGGAGACUAUUUAUAUUUAAGAAUUUGGUUUAAAGAUUCAACAUAUAAAAAGUAGCUAUCAUUUAAUAAGAUAUUCUUUUUGAAUGAUUAAGGUUAGAUAUUUGACUAUUCGUCUUUAGUAGACAAAAGUUAAACUUAAUGGAACAAUACUGACAAUUCUCUUCACAUUAUGAUCUAGUUGGUAGAGCCUUCAAUAAGUGCAUAAAUAUAAGUGGAAAUGUUUAUUUAAACCACUCCUUCAGGACUCCUUAGAUAAUUAACUCAGAAGGGUUAGAUCAUCUCAUAAUAGUUUUCUUUGCAUAUUUCAAAAUCUAAUAGCAAAACUUCAAACUCUAACUCAUAAAAUCCAUACUCUUAUUCCAAACCUUUCUUAUUGACACUUCCAUUAAUUUAACUCAUAGUCUUAUUAUUGUUUUUAUGA
Tetrahymena thermophila SB210 is the source of this 1275-nucleotide messenger RNA. RefSeq lists its product as hypothetical. The record is from RefSeq and is a predicted model, not a curated record. NCBI's taxonomy places the organism in Eukaryota, Ciliophora, Oligohymenophorea, Hymenostomatida, Tetrahymenidae. The transcript has a single exon.